Molecule: messenger RNA, 879 nt
Organism: Octopus bimaculoides (California two-spot octopus)
Lineage: Eukaryota; Metazoa; Mollusca; Cephalopoda; Octopoda; Octopodidae
Product: chymotrypsin-1
Biological process (GO): proteolysis
Molecular function (GO): serine-type endopeptidase activity
Source: RefSeq, a predicted model, not a curated record
CUAGAAAAGGCAGGUUUCCUCAAGAGUUCAAUCAUGUUGUUCUUGUGCUGCCUCUCACUCGUCUUCAUAACCGUCUUUGCAGGCCCAAUUGACCAAAUUGUUGCUGGCUCAGCAGCUUCCUUGUGUGAAUUCCCAUCAAUUGUCCACUUAAAAAUUUACAACCAGCCAAGAAGAAGUUCCUAUGUUACAUGUGGAGGUACCCUUAUUGAUCCUACCCAUGUACUCACAGCAGCACACUGCCUUGAUGGACCUGUAAAAACAAUUAGCGUAAAUAUUGGAACCAACAACAAGAACAAAUAUGGCGAUCAGUCAAGUAUUACGAAUUCGUUUGUAAAACACGCAGGUUAUGUUUUGUCUGAAUAUGUUAUAAAGAAUGAUAUCGCCAUACUGAGACUGACCAAAUCAAUCAAACCUGACAGCUGCGUCCAGUUUGCUCCUCUGGCCCAAGCAGGAGAAACCUUUGACCACGCACGAUGUAUCGCUGCUGGAUGGGGUGAUCUCGGAUGGCAACAAAAGUCACCAAGUAAACUCCAGAAAGUUGCUCUUCCGGCAAUUCCCACUGAUGUCUGUCAAUACAACUCCCGAAUGGUGAUCUCCGAUGGCGUUCUGUGUGCAGGUGACUUCAGGAAAGGAGGGCCCAGCACUUGCCAGGGAGAUUCUGGUGGACCUUUGUACUGUCCCAGUAAAAUAACAGGACAAAUGGUGCUGGCAGGAGUGACAUCUUUUGGCGAUAAUUGUGACAAUGAAAUCAGUGCUUUUAGCAGUGUGGCUUAUUUCCGAGACUGGAUUGCCAAUAAUCUUUAAAUUCUACUUCUUCCACACAGUCGUACAAAUGAAGUCUUGAGGAUGUUAAUAAAAGAAAAUAUUCUUUAACCGAUA